AUGGCCUGGGGUAGUCAAUCUUCAACAGGAGCGUCCGCCAUGGAGAACUAUCAGAAGAUCGAAAAAAUCGGUGAAGGAACCUAUGGUGUUGUGUACAAGGCACGCGAGCUGAACCAUCCCAAUCGUAUUGUGGCAUUGAAGAAGAUUCGCCUCGAGGCCGAGGAUGAAGGUGUCCCCAGUACGGCCAUCCGCGAGAUCUCGAUUCUCAAGGAGAUGCAGGAUCCCAACAUUGUGGAGUUGCUGAAUAUCGUUCACGCCGACGGCCACAAGCUUUACCUCGUGUGCGAGUUCCUGGACUUGGAUUUGAAGAAAUAUAUGGAGGCACUUCCAGUGAGCGAAGGUGGCCGCGGCAAAGCCCUUCCUGAUGGUUCCAUGAUGAGCGCCAACCUGGGCCUGGGUGAAGCCAUGGUGAAGAAGUUCAUGGCCCAAUUGGUCGAAGGAAUUCGCUACUGUCACAGCCACCGUAUCUUGCAUCGUGACCUCAAGCCCCAGAACUUGUUGAUCGACCGGCAUGGCAACCUGAAGUUGGCCGAUUUUGGUCUAGCUCGGGCUUUUGGUGUGCCUCUCCGCACCUACACUCACGAGGUUGUCACACUCUGGUAUCGAUCACCGGAAAUUCUUCUUGGAGGACGUCAAUACUCCACCGGCGUUGACAUGUGGUCGGUCGGUGCCAUUUUUGCGGAGAUGUGUACCCGCAAGCCACUCUUCCCCGGUGACUCUGAGAUCGACGAGAUUUUCAAGAUCUUCCGUAUCCUUGGCACUCCCGAUGAAGUCGAAUGGCCCGGUGUCACCUCAUUCCCCGACUACAAGCCCACAUUCCCCAAGUGGAAGCGCCCCGAUACUCCCAUCGUCCCUGGCCUGGAGGAGAACGGUCAAGCCCUUCUAGAGGCGCUUCUCGAAUACGACCCAGCCCACCGAUUGUCUGCCAAGCAAGCCUGCAUGCAUCCUUACUUUAAGAACGGCAGCUCAUACUACUCGGGCCGCUCCGUGGGCACCACUCGCAACGGCUACUCAUGA
Molecule: messenger RNA, 1017 nt
Organism: Penicillium oxalicum
Lineage: Eukaryota; Fungi; Ascomycota; Eurotiomycetes; Eurotiales; Aspergillaceae
Gene: nimX
Product: cyclin-dependent serine/threonine-protein kinase CDC28
Exons: 4
Coding region: 1-1017 (338 amino acids)
Biological process (GO): signal transduction; regulation of gene expression; G1/S transition of mitotic cell cycle
Cellular component (GO): cyclin-dependent protein kinase holoenzyme complex; cytoplasm; nucleus
Molecular function (GO): cyclin-dependent protein serine/threonine kinase activity; cyclin binding; ATP binding
Source: RefSeq, a predicted model, not a curated record